This is a messenger RNA of Zophobas morio, 567 nucleotides long. Its product is annotated as signal peptidase complex subunit 3-like. The coding region runs from base 33 to 554 and encodes 173 amino acids. Gene Ontology annotation, cellular component: membrane; signal peptidase complex. Gene Ontology annotation, biological process: protein targeting to ER. NCBI's taxonomy places the organism in Eukaryota, Metazoa, Arthropoda, Insecta, Coleoptera, Tenebrionidae. The record is from RefSeq and is a predicted model, not a curated record. The transcript is spliced from 6 exons.
UUUUACUUUUGCGAGCGAAGAAGGCUGGUAAAAUGUAUUCGUUUUAUCAGCGGGCGACCACUUUUCUUAGCACUACUAUUGUUUCUCUUGUGAUCUUGCUUAGCUUAUGCUACUGCAGCACUUUUUUUCUGGUAAAAGAAAGGCCACAAGUUGAGAUUAACUUUUCACAAAUAGAAUUAUUAAGAGCCCGUGAAACUAGGAAUUCUCCGUUUUCACAACUUGUCAAAGGUAGCUAUGACUUGACUAUGAACUUUACGCCGUUAUUCGACUGGUACACUAAGCAAAUUUUUGCUUAUCUAGUUGUGGAGUAUCCCUCCGAUAAGAAUAGAUUCAAUCAAAUUGUGAUCUGGGAUAAGAUUGUAACUCGAGGGGGGGAUUAUAAGCUUGACGUAAAAAGCCUUCCAGAGAAGUAUCCGCUAAUUGAUGAUGGAAUGGGGAUGGCCAUGAACAACAACGUCACUCUUACACUUUACUGGGAAUGGCAGCCCUACGCUGGCCCUCUUCACUAUGAUGGACAUUCCAAGCAGUUUAUCAAGAUUGGAAAUAUAAACUAAUUGUAGAUGUGGA